AUGGAACCUAAAUUUCGAAGAAGAGGGGAUGGUCGUCCCUCCCUCUUUGAUUCAGAGGACGCAAGGAGAGUUAAAGCUGAGAAUAGGCCAUGGGCUCCAGCUCGCUCAGCACAGGAAGUUAGGGAGUCUGCAAAGAUGGCUGUUGUGCAGCUUGGUGGAGACCCAGCAAAUGAGCUGCAUCUACUGGGCCAGCAUCAGAUGCAGUUUGGUAAGUUUUGAGGCCAAACAUUUCAGUGGGGCGCUGAAAAUGCCCUUGGGUACGCUGGAUAUGUGGUUGCCUCAAUGUCAGAGGAGUCUGGACGCUCUGAUUCAGAGAGCAACCUGAUGAACAAGCAGAGCAUUCCAGAGGUAUAUUUCCCACUAUCCUGCAGGCCAAUAUGCCAUCCAGGUUAAGUUGGAGGAAAAAGCCUCCAAAAGCUCGACUAAACCUGCCACUGCCACCACCACACAACCCUCUACCUCAUCACAACCCUCCACCUCCACUUCCCCACGUGUGUCUUCAGCGUCUGUAUCCUCCCUGCAGUCAUUGUUGGUAGGGAAGGGCAGGUCUCAGCAGACUAUCAGUAAGUCUGUGAAGAAGCUGUUCACACCCCAAAAGUUUCAGCCAUGUAAGUAUGCACUUGAAAAUAGACUUUGUAUAACACUGAGUUGUGGGUGUUUUUUUUUUUUUUUUUUUUUUCAUUUUUUCAUGUCCUCAGUUUUAAUGUUACUCCUUUUUAGCUGUUCCUGCUUAGUCCCCUGCUGAAUCCACCUGAGAUGGAGUCAGACAUAGCUGGUAUGUUGCUGUUGUUCCAAAAAUUCACACUCUCUGUCUCUCUUUCUCCAUGUCACAUACUCAGCUCUUUAGGCUUUAUUGGCAUAAAUGUCUUGUGAACUAAUUUCGGACAUGACCAAAAAAUAUGCAUGAGAUUAGUAUACAUACAUACAUAUAACAUGCUAAUACUUUGAGGUAUCAGUGUGAAUAUUUGAUAAGAAAAACCAGUGAAAUGAAGUAGCGCAUUUCCAUGUGUAUUCUCUCCAAAAGUAAGACUGUGGUUUUAUACAUACCUUCUUUCAUUCCUUCUUUCUCUCAUAUCUGUUAAGUAGAGAGCAGAAUUUGCCUGCCUGCCGGUUGGAUCCCUGCCCUGCCAGAGGUUGACUAGCGCUGGAUUGCGAAGGUGUGUCCCCCCAAGUCGUUAACCUGAUAACCACCUGGGUCAUGUGGUCCCAGAUGUGAAUGUUUGUGGAGCUUCCUGGGGAGAGACCCUUCCAGGUUAAUGACUUGGGGGGACACACCCAGAGAUGGGUUUCCACGACCCAUUCUUUCCACUUCUCCCAGUCGUUUUCUGUCCCCUUCUCCAGUAAUUGCUAGUGUGCUCCUCACAACUCUACACAGUCCAGUUGCCUGUUUUUAAGUCUUCAAGAAAACCAUGACCUGGAUGAAUGAGAAUCUACAUGGACAUCAGUUUCAUUAUUACACCACUAGUACUAAAACGUCAGAAGUACCGAAUCUCAGUUGUUGACCCUUUGUCAGACGCAGUAGUGUUUGUAGUUUUCUUUGUUAACACAGAAGCUCCAACACAUAUUUGUGUAAAUGUUAAUGUGUAUUGUGUGAGGUAAGAAAAGGCCUUAGUCUGAAACACAGUAUUAGAACAUCUUUCUGUUUUUGUCCAUCAUACAGUAUAUAUAUAUAUAUAUAUAUAUAUAUAUAUAUAUAUAUAUAUACAUUAACUGCAUGAAUAUUGUAUUUAUCUGUGGAAACAAAACAUCAAUAUUUUGUCUCUCUCCUUGCUUUAAUUUGUUCUAAUCCAGGUCCCCACAAAGACAAACCUACCUCAGCAGAUGAGGAGUCACCAUCCGCCAUCCACCAGUCAUGAUGUAAGUUUACAUUUUUGAUUUUUUAAAUUUCCUCUACAUCUGUGAUAACUUCAAGUUGACAUUUUUGAGAUAUUGAAUUACAUCUUUGAUUUUUGUGGGUUUAUUUUUCUUAACAUAGGACUCUGUCGGACCGGAUAAUAUUGAAGGCUUCACAGCAGUCCAGGGCUGGGCGGAUCAUUUAUUCCAGUUGAAGGACCAUAGUCUGUCUCUAUCAAGAGAGGAGGCUGCCCACAUCAUUUCUCUCUGGGAGCGUUUGUCAGAUUAUGACAAAGGUCCUACUGUGUAUGCUCCACGCCACCAGGUCCCCCUCCCGAAAGGGAGAUUCAGGGCGACAAAAAAAAUUGUUGUGCCUGGUGUGGAGAGUACAAAACGGUACGUAGUUUUUGUCAAGCAAGAAUAACAAUGAUACAUGCUAUUGCAUGAUUAAUGUACUAACACCAUAGACUGUAUAUAAGAUGGACAGCCUGGUUCCGCCUUCCGUCUGUAUACGGAUUUGAAGCCAAAAAGCUCUUGGUAAGUUCGGGUUUUUCUCCAUUUCCUUUCAUUCCUUUCAUUCGUAACGCUAAUAGCUUCCCUGCUCGUCGCGACCAAGAAUAAGUAAGUUCCACUUCUCCUAAUAUAAUGUGAAAUGUGUCAGCGGUCAUGUCACAUGUCGGUUCACACAGCUUACUGCAGAACAACUCAUUUUUCCAAUGCAACAAAAGAGAAAAACGAUGGAAAAAUUUAAUCCUCUUCUCUGCUAGCAAACCCGAUUGGUCUUGACGAUGAAGAAAAAAGAGCGACGCACAAGCGGCAAGUGCAAAGUGUAGAGAAUGACGCAAUUUCCUGUUUUUAUAACUCCUAAUAACUUUUUAAAAUAGAGCUGCAGAGAGAAAAAAAGACCUGAACACAAACCAGUCUAAUAAUAACUACAUGUCAACAUCGCAGUCGGGGGUGAAAAAAGUGUAUUUUCUGUGUAAUUAAUUUCUAAAGGCCGUCCGCCACUCCAUUCACUUCGCUGGCAGAAGUGGGGUUUAUGACUUGUACUGCAGCCAGGCUCUAGGGGGCGCUGUUCUCGGAGUGGCUUCACCUGGCGAGGAGACAGAUGGCGUCCAUCUUAUAUGCAGUCUAUGACUAACACUAACAAUGCUCAAUAUCUUCGCAGAUGCUUUGCAGCUGGGAGGAGCGCAGCGCAGUGGCCUGACUGCAAUCGUGUCUGUGAGUCACUGUUCGUCGAGCUUUGCGAGGAGUACAGGGGACCCAGACGCAUUGAUGGAGUCAGGCAUGAGCGCUGGAGCCUCGUCACCAGGGCAUACCUCCACAUCCGGCAAGUGAUUCUCAACAAUGCUGCAGUGAUGGAGGGAACAACUAUUCAGCUCCCGGUGGUGAAUAGUGCAACAAUUGCAAGCUGGUGAGUUGGUAAACACUUAACCUUGUGGCAUAAUAACCUAAUAUUUAUGCUAGUUUUUGAGUAGACAUGUUGUACUCUUUCAUUGCCCUAUGGUACACAAAUAUAAUACUAGGAUUAUUUUUAGGUACUGCAAACGUGAAAGGCGACAGGACAUGCAGGUUCUGGAGCAAAGAAUUUCUGCUCCAAAUCCUGCCACAGUGAGCCCAGAGAGCCUGCCUCCUGCAGUGGAGAGGAAAGGCAAUGCCUCUCCCACCAGUGGGAAAGAUGCGCAUGUGUUUGUUCUGCCUCCUAAUACUGCAGGAACAGCCCAGCUGAAGCAGAGACUCAAAACCCCAGUGGCUCCAUGUCUUAGGCCGUCUUUACUUGCAGCUCAGGAGCCACCACUCCAGGCUGCAGCACAAACUCUGCAGCCUGCACCCCAUCCUCCUGUGCCUGCAGCCUGACCUCUCCUGCCUGCUCCCAGACCUUCUCUGCCUGCAGCCCGACCUCUUUGCCUGCACACAGACCUCUCCUGCCUGCACCCAGACCUCCUCUGCCUGCAGCCCGACCUCUCCUGCCUGCACCCCGACCUCUAGUGCCUGCUCCAGACCUCCUCUGCCUGCAGCCCGACCUCUCCUGCCUGCACCCAGACCUCCUCUCCCUGCAGCCCGACCUUUCUUGCCUGCUCCCAGACCUCUUCUGCCUGCAGCCCACCCUUCUUUGCCAACUCCACAACCAAUGGUUUCUGUUAGACCUGCAGGAGCCUUGCCCUACACCACCCAGCUCUACCAUAAAAGGAAACAUCAGGAGGAAGAGAAAACUGGCAAAACGAAAAGGUCUUACACACGAAAGACCAGCACCAUCACCUGCAAACAGUGCCAGAAGGAGCGGGACCCUGCCACCCACCAGCAGUAUUUCGGUAAUUGGUACUGUCAGGCCACAGCCACCAUGACUCUGGCUGAGUGGAGGGCUACACUUGAAGCUCGGGGGUACGGCAAAAAGAGCGAUAAAAAACAGUAA
Molecule: messenger RNA, 4246 nt
Organism: Xyrichtys novacula (pearly razorfish)
Lineage: Eukaryota; Metazoa; Chordata; Actinopteri; Labriformes; Labridae
Source: the annotation of a GenBank genome assembly